Messenger RNA from Cyphellophora attinorum, 1209 nucleotides. Its product is annotated as Galactose-1-phosphate uridylyltransferase. Gene Ontology annotation, cellular component: cytoplasm. NCBI's taxonomy places the organism in Eukaryota, Fungi, Ascomycota, Eurotiomycetes, Chaetothyriales, Cyphellophoraceae. Gene Ontology annotation, biological process: beta-D-galactose catabolic process via UDP-galactose, Leloir pathway. The coding region runs from base 1 to 1209 and encodes 402 amino acids. The record is from RefSeq and is a predicted model, not a curated record. The transcript has a single exon. Gene Ontology annotation, molecular function: UDP-glucose:hexose-1-phosphate uridylyltransferase activity; zinc ion binding.
AUGCCCGACAAGAUCCUAGACGACAUCUCGCACCGCCGCUGGAACCCGCUCCGCGGGACCUACGUCCUCGUCUCCCCCCAUCGCACUAAACGCCCGUGGCAAGGCGCACAAGAAUCGCCCUCGCUGAUCGAGCUCCCAGACUUUGACCCCAAAUGCUAUCUCUGUCCAGGCAACUCACGCGCCUCAGGCGACAAGAACCCACACUACGACAACACAUUUGUCUUCGUCAACGACUAUAGCGCUGUCAAGGAGACACAAGAUGACUACACCUCCCCAGACGAGCCCGGUAGCCUCUCGAGUCUCCUCUUGCAGGCCGAGCCAGUCAAGGGCAAAUGCUACGUCCUUACGUUCAGUGCGAAACACAACGUUACCCUGGCAGACAUGACGCCCACUGAGAUCGUGCCUAUCAUCAAGACCUGGACCGAAAUCUAUACCGCCCAUCUCGAUCCCAAGUCGCCGUUGGCACAGCUGGCUGGUCCCACGCAUAUUCCACCACGCAGCGCACACAGCGACGUCGGCACACCACGCGAGCAGUACCGGUACAUGCAGAUCUUCGAGAACAAAGGCGCGGCCAUGGGCUGCUCGAACCCGCAUCCACACGGACAGAUCUGGACGACGACCAGCCUUCCCGAAGAGCCCGCCGCUGAGUUGACACAGCUGCGGAACUACCAUCGGCAGCAGGGGGGACAGCACAUGCUCGUGGACUACGCAAGGUUGGAAAAGGAGAAGAACGAGCGAGUAGUAUGGCAGAACGAGACUUUUCUUGUGAUUUGCCCCUGGUGGGCGGUCUGGCCAUUUGAGACCAUGAUCCUUCCGCUCAAGCAUAUUCGCUCGCUGGUCGAUCUGUCAGAGCAGGAGCAAAGCCAGCUGGCGCAGGCGAUUGCCGAGGUCACGAGGCGGUAUGACAAUCUAUUUGAGACGAGCUUCCCGUAUAGCAUGGGCAUCCACCAGGCGCCGUUGCAGGGUACGGAAGAGGAGGUUGAGUGCUCGAGUCUGCAUCUGCACUUCUACCCGCCACUGUUGCGGUCGGCGACGGUGAGGAAGUUCUUGGUCGGAUAUGAGCUUAUGGCGGAGCCGCAGCGUGAUAUUACGCCCGAGCAGGCGACCAAGCGAUUGCUCGAUUGUGGUGGUGAGCUGUACCGCAAGAAGCUGCAAGCUGAGACUGGAGACAAGGUCGACAUUCCUCCAGCUGGUGACCAUGCGCAGUGA